This is a messenger RNA of Cicer arietinum (chickpea), 1128 nucleotides long. Its product is annotated as agamous-like MADS-box protein AP1. NCBI's taxonomy places the organism in Eukaryota, Viridiplantae, Streptophyta, Magnoliopsida, Fabales, Fabaceae. Gene Ontology annotation, biological process: positive regulation of transcription by RNA polymerase II. Gene Ontology annotation, molecular function: protein dimerization activity; DNA-binding transcription factor activity; RNA polymerase II transcription regulatory region sequence-specific DNA binding. The record is from RefSeq and is a predicted model, not a curated record. Gene Ontology annotation, cellular component: nucleus.
AAUGAACUACAACAAUAAAAUCCUUUCACAAUUCAAAAAAAAAAUAAAAAUACUUGGCUAUAAUUGCCAGCCUUAUAAUUAAGCAUGCUUCUUUGGUUUGGUCCCUUUUCCUUGUUUGGGAGCUGGGAUUUUCUUUGGUGAAAAAGGGCAAGAACUAAUUAGGUAAACAGCUAGGAAUAUAAAAUUAUUAAAUUGAAGAGACAAAAACAAAAACUAUACCAUGGGAAGGAGUAAGGUGCAGCUAAAACGGAUCGAGAACAAGAUCAAUCGUCAAGUCACUUUCUCAAAAAGGAGAACCGGUUUGCUUAAGAAAGCUAAUGAAAUCUCUGUUCUUUGUGAUGCUGAAGUUGCUUUGAUUGUCUUCUCCCAUAAUGGAAAGCUCUUUGAGUAUUCAACUGAUUCUUGCAUGGAGAAGAUUCUGGAACGCCAUGAAAGGUAUGGCUAUGCAGAGAGACUACUAGUAACAAAUGAUUCGGAGACUCAGGAAAACUGGAGCAUUGAAUAUACUAGACUGAAGGCAAAGAUUGAUCUUUUGCAGCGAAACCACAGACAAUAUUUGGGAGAAGAUUUAGCUUCAAUGAGUCUCAAAGAGCUUCAAUGUUUAGAGCAACAGUUAGAUACUGGUCUCAAGAGCAUCCGUACCCGCAGAAAUCAAGUCUUAUAUGAGGCCAUUUCUGAGCUUCAGAAAAAGGAGAAAGGGAUACAAGAGCAGAAUAACAUGCUCACAAAGGAGAUAAAGGAGAAGGAGAAGGCUGUAGCACAGGAGGCUGCUGCUCAAUGGGAUCAACCAAACUAUAGGGUUGAUACAUCUUUCUUACUACAAGACCCACUUCCUGUUUUGAAUAUGGGUGGCAAUUACCGUGAGGGAGCACAAGAACUGGGGAGGAACGAGCUUGACCUGACACUUGAACCACAAUAUUAUUAUAAUUCUUAAUUGCCACCUUGAAUUGGAUAUGGUGUUGAAAACUUUUUUAUUUAUUUUUAAUUUACAAGCAUAUAUGAACGUGUAUAUGUCUUCAUGUUAAUUUGAAUACCUUUUACUUGAGUCAAUGUUAUAUGGUUAAUUUUCAAUAAAUUAAAGACAUUAAUUUGAAGUGUUUUUGUUGUAAGUGGAUAUCGACUUUGUAA